UGCUACUUCCGAUUCCGACGUCAUUUGUAAUGAUCAUGGACAUAACAGGAAAAUCAAAUAUAGAGACUAUACAAUGGUGGGAACACUGGUCAGUCUCUGGAAGUAUGUUCAUUGCAGCAGUUACUCUUGGCAGAGAUUUCUCUCGAGAAAUAGGAGAAGUACAACACAGUUCAGUAUUUUGGUAUUUACUUGAAUCCCUUUUACUCGUAUAUACAUGCAUUGCAGUGGCACGGAAAGUUCAAGAAAGAUUUUCAAAUCGUAUUUUUGAUGAGUUGGAAGUGUCCACAGAAUUCGAUAAAAUCGCUGACGACAGUAAAAAAGAUCACCAGGAACCCCCCAAAAAGAUAUCAGUUGGUACACAGACAGACCAUAAAGACUAUGACGAUUUAACAGAACGUUUGAAAUCCAAUCAUCACUCAAAACUCGCCAAGAUAAACAAAGACAUCAGACAGUUCAGGCAGCUGUUUACAUCUAAGAUUUCAAAGGUUAGAAAAUCAACAAAAGAAGUUUCAAAGAAAAUGUGUGACAUUCAACUAAAAAUUCCUGCCUUAACACAAGAAAAUAAGUUUCUAUCAGAUGAAAAGGAUACACUGCAUGCAAAGAUCGUGGAAGAGACGGCACUGGAACAAGAUAUCAAUGAGAAAUUCUUUAGCUUGCAUGCAUAUGUGCAAUAUCAGGGCCAGACAGCGCUGACGGAACCAGCGGAGUUGAUUCACUAGUGCCGUUUGAGUUAUCUCUCUUAUAAUGAUCAAGUCUCAGAAAAAAAUCAAUGGAAGAGAAUGUCAGAGAUCUUAUUAAAAAACAACAUAGUUUU
This is a messenger RNA of Mytilus trossulus (common blue mussel), 814 nucleotides long. RefSeq lists its product as uncharacterized. The record is from RefSeq and is a predicted model, not a curated record. Lineage: Eukaryota; Metazoa; Mollusca; Bivalvia; Mytilida; Mytilidae. The transcript is spliced from 5 exons. Bases 30 to 719 code for a protein of 229 amino acids.